Molecule: messenger RNA, 1555 nt
Organism: Cynara cardunculus var. scolymus (artichoke)
Lineage: Eukaryota; Viridiplantae; Streptophyta; Magnoliopsida; Asterales; Asteraceae
Product: shikimate O-hydroxycinnamoyltransferase-like
Exons: 2
Coding region: 51-1382 (443 amino acids)
Molecular function (GO): acyltransferase activity, transferring groups other than amino-acyl groups
Source: RefSeq, a predicted model, not a curated record
UCAAAACCAAUUCUCUCUUCUUCCUUCCUUUCUUCAUUCUCCAUUUCACCAUGGGAAGUGAUCAAAAGAUGAUGAUGAACAUCGAUAUAAUGAAAUCAUCAAUUGUUCCUCCUUCAGAACUCAUAGCAGACUGUCCUAAGCAGUUAUGGACCUCCAAUUUGGACUUAGUUGUUGGUAGAAUCCAUAUUCUCACUGUCUAUUUCUACAGACCAAAUGGAUCCUCCAAGUUCUUUGAUCCAAACGUUAUGAAAAAGGCGCUUGCUGAUGUGCUCGUCUCGUUUUAUCCGAUGGCCGGGCGAUUAGGUAGAGAUGAGACUGACAGGAUUGUGAUUAAUUGUAACAAUGAGGGCGUCUUGUUUGUUGAGGCCGAGUCGGAUUCCACCUUGGACGACUUUGGCGAGCUCAAGCCGUCGCCGGAAUUCCGCCAACUUACUCCUUCUGUUGACUACUCCGGCGAUAUUUCUUCCUAUCCGCUAUUUUUUGCACAGGUGACUCAUUUCAAAUGUGGAGGGGUUGCUCUCGGUUGCGGUGUGCACCAUACAUUGUCGGAUGGUCUAUCCUCGCUCCAUUUCAUAAACACAUGGUCCGAUAUGGCUCGUGGGCUCUCUGUAGCCAUCCCUCCAUUCAUCGAACGGACCCUACUACGUGCGCGGGAACCACCCACCCCUACCUAUGACCAUGUUGAAUACCAUUCACCGCCUUCCAUGAACACCACUGCUCAAAAGCCAGGUUCUGGUUCCCUUUCUAAAUCCUCCACCACCAUGCUAAAGCUCACACUCGAUCAACUCAAUAGUCUCAAAGCCAAAGCCAAAAGCGAAAGUGGAAGCACGCAUAGCACGUAUGAGAUCCUGGCGGCUCAUAUUUGGCGUUGUGCGUGCAAGGCUCGAGGACUCCCAGAUGACCAAUUAAGCAAACUAUACGUAGCCACUGAUGGACGGUCGCGAUUGAGUCCUCGGCUCCCACCAGGCUACCUAGGCAACGUGGUCUUUACCGCCACCCCAGUUGCCAAAUCUGGUGAUCUUACGUCAAAAUCGUUGUCAAACACUGCAAAACUGAUCCACACCACACUGACCAAAAUGGAUGAUGAUUACUUGAGAUCUGCAAUUGAUUACCUGGAAUCGCAACCGGAUCUAUCGGCAUUGAUUCGUGGACCGAGCUACUUUGCGAGCCCGAACCUGAACAUAAACGCAUGGACCCGACUACCGGUAUACGAUGCGGAUUUCGGGUGGGGUCGGCCGAUCUUUAUGGGACCGGCAUGCAUAUUGUAUGAAGGAACCAUAUAUGUUCUACCGAGCCCAAACAACGAUAGAAGUGUGUCAUUAGCGGUGUGCUUAGACGCAAAUGAACAGCCACUUUUCGAAAAGUUCUUGUACGAGUUUUGAAAUUGUGUUUUUGGGUCCAUUUUCUUUGUUUUUUUAUUAAUAAAAAAAUGUAAUGGCAUGAAGUGAAUGAUUGAAAACCUAGAGUAGCUAGGUUCAAAGUUUUUGUACAUUAUAAAUGGUUGCAUAGUUAGCCAAGAUGGCCCCUAUAUAUAUUCUAUUUGAGAGUUCGAUAU